AUGGCUUUGUGGCAGUCACACCGGACCUGCAGGACCACGGCUGUUGAAGUCCCAAACCCCACAGGCCCCAGCCUCGGGCAGACCUGCCUGCUCUUCCUGAUCUUCACGGUGCUUCUGCAGACCCUGUGUGUGGCUGUGAUUUACGUGUACUUCACCAAUGAGCUGAAGCAGAUGCAGGAUGAGCAUUCCAGAAGUGCCAUUGCUUGUUUCAUAAGGGAAGAUGACAGUUCUUGGGAUCUCGAUGAUGAAGACAGUGUGAAUGAUCUCUGCUGGCAAAUAAAAUGGCAACUACAUCAGUUCGUUAGAAAGAUGGUUUUGAGAACCUAUGAAGAAACCAUUCCUACAGGCCAAGAAAAGCUACAAGAUAUUCCUUACCUAGGAAGAGAAAGAGGUCUUCCUAGAGUAGCAGCUCACAUAACUGGAAACAGUCGGAGAACCAGCAUAUCCGCAGCUCCAAGCUCCAAGAAUGAAAAGACAUUGGGCCACAAGAUAAAGACCUGGGAGUCUUCAAGGACAGGACAUUCGUUCCUGAACAAUUUGCAUUUGAGGAAUGGAGAGCUGGUUAUCCACCAAGCAGGGUUCUAUUAUAUCUAUUCCCAAACGUAUUUUAGAUUUCAGGAAGAAGAAACUGUGGGAACUGUUUCAACAGCAGAGAACAGAAAGAAAAACAAACAAAUGGUACAAUAUAUUUACAAAUACACAAAUUAUCCUGACCCUAUACUACUGAUGAAAAGUGCUAGAAAUAGUUGCUGGUCUAAAGAUUCAGAAUAUGGACUCUAUUCUAUCUAUCAAGGUGGAAUAUUUCAGCUUAAGGAAAAUGACAGGAUUUUUGUGUCUGUAACCAACGAACAUUUGAUAGAUAUGGACCAAGAAGCAAGUUUUUUGGGGGCCUUUUUAAUUGGCUAA
This is a messenger RNA of Orycteropus afer afer, 906 nucleotides long. RefSeq names its product TNF superfamily member 10 (gene TNFSF10). The transcript is spliced from 5 exons. Gene Ontology annotation, biological process: immune response. NCBI's taxonomy places the organism in Eukaryota, Metazoa, Chordata, Mammalia, Tubulidentata, Orycteropodidae. Gene Ontology annotation, molecular function: CD40 receptor binding; tumor necrosis factor receptor binding. Gene Ontology annotation, cellular component: membrane. The record is from RefSeq and is a predicted model, not a curated record. Bases 1 to 906 code for a protein of 301 amino acids.